Messenger RNA from Funneliformis geosporum, 1200 nucleotides. The record is from the annotation of a GenBank genome assembly. Lineage: Eukaryota; Fungi; Glomeromycota; Glomeromycetes; Glomerales; Glomeraceae.
AUGAUGAUUUUAGUAAUUAUCUUUAUUCGUUUAGUUAGCAAAGAAGCACCCCGCAAGAAAAAGAUUUCCCAAGACAUUUUAAUUUGUCCUAUUCGAGGAGUUUUGAAAAGAAAAAAAUACGCCGCUAAUGAGCAAAUUAUUUUUGAAUAUGUAAUUCGCCUGGGUCGAGAUGGUCAUAAUUCUUUGCGGGUAGAUUUAGCGGUCAAAAAAAACGGUAAUUUUUUUGUGGUAGCCGAAGUGAAAAAUAAUUCACGGGAAUUGGAGUCCGCUAUUAAACAUCAAUUGCUUCCGGCUAUGGGAAUUCUCAAUGCCAAACACGCAAUUUAUUUUGACGGAACUAAAAAAAGCCGAGUAUAUACUAAAAAUGCUAUUGAAACUAGUUGUGACGAAACCAGCAUCGCCAUUUUGGCCAAUAAAAAAGUGCUUAGUAAUGUUACAAUUUCCCAAAUCUUGGAGCAGCAAAAAUACGGAGGAGUAUUUCCCAGUUUAGCCGCUAAAUUACAUUUAGAAAACAUGCAAAAAGUUUUAAAGGAAGCUUUAUUUAAGGCUCAGAUUAGUCAAAAUAAAAUUGAUUAUAUCGCUUAUACUGAAAAACCCGGCUUGGUUAUUUGUUUACAAAUUGGUAAAGUAAUUGCGGAAACUUUAGCCCUUUAUUUAAACAAACCAUUAAUUCCCGGUAAUCAUUUAGAAGGACACAUUUACGCUAAAUUUGAAUUAUUAGGGCAAACUUUAGAUGAUGCGGUUGGCGAAUGCUUAGAUAAGGUUUCCUUGCUUUUAGGCUACCAUUAUCCGGGAGGGCCAGUCAUUGAAAACCUCGCCCAAAAAGGGCAAAAUACUUACCAAUUGCCUUUAACUAAAUUAGAUAAUACUUAUGAUUUUAGUUUUAGUGGUUUAAAAACUGCCGUGCGUUUGUUGAUUGAAAGAGAAGGAAAAGAAUUAAAGGUCAAUAAUCUAGCUUGUUCUUUACAAUACACUUUGGCUAAAAUUUUAACUUUUAAAAUUAAGAAAGUUCUACAAGUAAAAAAAGUUAAUACGGUUAUUUUAGGGGGUGGGGUGGUAGCCAAUAAAUUUUUAACUAAUUAUUUAAAAAAAUUCUUACAAAAGAAAGACAAAAACAUAGAAUUAUUUAUUCCGCCAAAAAAAUAUUGCCUAGAUAAUGCCGCCAUGAUUGGAAUUUUAACUUAUUAUAAAUUACUUUAA